Messenger RNA from Rhinopithecus roxellana (golden snub-nosed monkey), 2116 nucleotides. RefSeq names its product ring finger protein 115 (gene RNF115). The coding region runs from base 197 to 1111 and encodes 304 amino acids. Gene Ontology annotation, molecular function: ubiquitin protein ligase activity. Gene Ontology annotation, biological process: positive regulation of DNA-templated transcription; ubiquitin-dependent protein catabolic process; protein ubiquitination. NCBI's taxonomy places the organism in Eukaryota, Metazoa, Chordata, Mammalia, Primates, Cercopithecidae. The transcript is spliced from 10 exons. The record is from RefSeq and is a predicted model, not a curated record. Gene Ontology annotation, cellular component: nucleoplasm; cytoplasm.
UUUGGUGCUGGGAGGCGGGCCGCAGGGUUGCUGUUGGCGCCGCCGCCUCUCUGGGUCUGGCCGACUCACGUGACCGACGCGGGCUCUGAAGCGGUGGGCCGCACGGAGGCGGCGGUGGCUACUGCAGCCCGGGAGGUAGCGGCCUGGCGAGGGACUGGCAGGCUGCCCUCUCGGACGGCCGCGGCGGAGGACAAAAAUGGCGGAGGCUUCGGCGGCCGGGGCGGAUUCGGGCGCCGCUGUAGCCGCCCACCGGUUUUUCUGCCACUUUUGCAAGGGCGAGGUCAGCCCCAAACUACCGGAAUAUAUUUGUCCCAGAUGUGAAUCAGGCUUUAUUGAAGAAGUGACAGAUGAUUCCAGUUUUUUAGGUGGUGGCGGCAGUCGGAUAGACAAUAGCACAACAACACAUUUUGCAGAGCUUUGGGGCCAUUUGGAUCACACGAUGUUUUUUCAAGAUUUUAGACCAUUUCUAAGUGGCAAUCCACUGGACCAAGAUAAUAGAGCCAAUGAAAGGGGUCACCAGACUCACACUGACUUCUGGGGAGCAAGGCCUCCACGGUUACCGUUGGGUCGGAGAUACAGAUCUCGAGGAAGUUCUCGUCCUGACAGAUCUCCAGCUAUUGAAGGAAUACUACAACACAUCUUUGCAGGAUUCUUUGCAAAUUCUGCCAUUCCUGGAUCUCCACACCCUUUUUCCUGGAGCGGGAUGCUGCACUCCAACCCUGGGGACUAUGCCUGGGGUCAGACAGGGCUUGAUGCCAUUGUAACCCAGCUUUUAGGACAACUGGAAAACACAGGCCCUCCCCCAGCUGACAAGGAAAAGAUCACAUCUCUUCCAACAGUGACAGUAACUCAGGAACAAGUUGAUAUGGGUUUAGAGUGUCCAGUAUGCAAAGAAGAUUACACAGUUGAAGAGGAAGUCCGGCAGUUACCUUGCAAUCACUUCUUUCACAGCAGUUGUAUUGUGCCAUGGCUGGAACUGCAUGACACAUGUCCUGUAUGUAGGAAGAGCUUAAAUGGUGAGGACUCUACUCGGCAAAGCCAGAGCUCUGAGGCCUCUGCAAGCAACAGAUUUAGCAAUGACAGUCAGUUACAUGACCGAUGGACUUUCUGAAGCUAAAGACCACACCUGAAUCUGGGCUGUGGCUGGAGCACAGUGACACAAUCUCAGCUCACCACAGCCUCGACCUCCCAGGCUCAAGUGAUCCUCCCACCUCAGCCUCCCAAGUGGCUGGGACUACAGGCAUGUGCCACCAUGCCUGGGUAAUUUUUGUAUUUGUAUAGAGAUAGGGUUUUGCCUUGUUGCCCAGGCUGGUCUCAAACUCCUGGGCUCAAGUGAUCUGCCUGCCUCAACCUCUCAAAGUGCUCAACUCAUUGUUUACUGUCUUUUUUCCUAGUAAUCUUAAAAUAAUUUGCCUCACAGAAAUAGAGGCAGUGAGCGUCUGCAGCCAGUUCACUGUUUUUGGUAAUUCAUUGGUCUUCAGGAGUUAAGAUUUUACAUUGUCACAUUUUAAUUUUUAAGCCUAUUUUUCAUCUCUGAAACUUUCCUUUUCUGCUUGGUUCUCUGGCUAUACUUGGACUCAAACUGAUCAGUGUGAUCAUGUCCAAAACAGCUUGGCCUGGGAGAGGUAGGCCUUAUUUUUUCAGCCUAGUAGCGUCACAUGCACAUGCUCUUUGUAGCAUUCAAGUGUUUAACAUUGAAUACAGUAAGGUCAAGAAUGUUGUUGAAACUUCAAGGUCUCAAAAGGAAAUGAUGGGGACAUAGAACAACUAUUGGUGUACCAAAAAAAGGUACAGAGGGGCACCAUUUGUGUUGUCACAUCAGCCUUGUAUAGUUUAGAAUGAUCAGAACAAAAACACCACUCUUUAGUGGGUCUCUUUCUUGGCUAGGAGUCUUUCCUCAGUUUUUGUUGACUAUCAUACACUGAUUUGUGGGUGACAGAAGGGGGCUAGAGAUACUUUUUUCUGUACUUUGGUAGAGGAUGAAGGAGUCAGAGAGGGAAAAGAAAAAGUGAGAGAGUGGCCUGCUGAAAUAAUAGCCUGCCUCUAAAAGUUGUGACCAGAAAGUAUGAUUCAUUUGGGCCCAGAGGGAAUAAAAUAUGUUUUUUCAUAUAUCUCC